AUGGCUGAAGCUACACCAGAAAUAACUCUUUAAGUCUUUGUGUAAGCGUUAGAAAAUUUGUAAAAUGCAUAUGAAAUCCUUCAUACUGCUUAUCCCAAUUUUAUGGUUGAGAGUACUAAAAUGAUGGUGUCUCCUGAAUAUCCAGUCGAAAUAAGAUUAAAGAUUGGUAUACUGUUGAAGGGGGUUUUGAUUGAAUAAUGGGAAUCAAUAUAGCCAUCAAGAAAAGUGAUACGCGAACUUCUGUUGAAUGGACUGGUUAUGAAUGUUUCAAAUAUGCCUAUUAUUGAGUUAAUUGUAAUUUAAUUAAUAUAUGAUGUUAGUCAUCCAUUAUAGUGUAAAUCAUUUGCCUUGACCCAAGUCAUAUUUGGCCCAAUCCUUUGAUUGAAUUGUUGAAUUGGAUGGAUGACUUUAAUGCCAUAGAAUCAAGUCUUGAGCUAUUUUUGCAAUUAUUUGGAAGGCUGAGUGAAACCAAUGGAGAAUAAUAAGGCUUAUGUAAAGAGAUCGUCCCAUCAGUCCUCGAGAAAGGAUUCAGUAUAUUUGCUUAGCCAGAAUUGAAUGAGAAACUAAGAGAGAAAAUCCUCUUAUUAGUUUAUUUGGUGUUUAGGUCGAUAUCGUUUGCAGAUGGAACUGAUAACUCUUUUGUAAACAAAUGUCUAGAUUCAACAUUUUAAAUAUGGAUGGUAAGAUCUUAUAUGCAUUAUUUAGUCUUUAUUUUUAUCUGCAUUGCAAACAUCUCCAAAAUCACAUAUUUUCAUCAAGAAAUUAGUGUUGAAGAUUUUGAUUGUAGUUUUUAGAGACUUCGGUGUUUACAGUAGAAAAUCAUUGUCAUUGUCAUUGAUUCCAGUUUGGAAAUUUUUCAAUUCGAUAACCUAAUUAUAUGUUGGUCAUAUAGUAUACCAAAUUGACAUUGAACAUAUUGACAAUUUGUUUUCAGAUGAAUCCAAAGAAUUGCCUUAGACUAAUUAGAGAAUUAUCAAUUUGCAAAAUGGUAUUCAUAAAAUAUGGAAUUUUAGAUAUCGAAUAUAAAUAUUUAAAUGAAGAUGAUGAUUAUGAUAAUCAUAUUGAGGGUCUCUGUGCCUAUUCAAUUGAACUGAUUACUAUCUUAGUUACUAAACCUGCUUUAUAUAACCUAAUUAAGUUUGGUACGUUCCCAUUAUUGAAUACUUUGGCAACAUUUUUGAUUGCCACCAAAGAUUAGGAAAGGUAAUGGGUUAAAGACCCUAGUUACUUUAUUCUCAAUGACGAAGAGGAGUUGUUGUAGAAAAGUGUUAGGACCCUAGCUUUGAGAUUGAUUAAUGACAUCAUCGAAAAAUAUGGAGACACCUUUGUCCAGUAGAUAUUGAUGGUAGGCGAGAAAUUGAUAUUGAAUCGUGAUGAAAAAGAGUUCAUUGAAUUGGCUCAAUAGAUAAUAUCAAAAUUGAAUUUCCAAGAAUUGAAAGGACAACAAUCUAAAGAUUUUGAUCAAGAUAGCGUAAUGUAAUUCAUGAAGAGUUCAGCUAUAUAUGUUACUAAUUCAUUCUACUUAAAAUCCUUUAUUCAAAAACGAAAAGAAACUGGAUAUCUGUUAUUAGGUAGUUUCUCAGAAGAUAUUAUUGUAUUCCAAUAAAAACAUGAGAGCACCUUCGAUAUUAAAAAGUGCAUGCAGAAUAUACUCAUUGAAUUGGAAAGAAAAAGUAAUAAAAUUUAUUAAUUUCAAUAUAGAUUCAAGUAGUCUACAAGCUAGAGCUAUUUGGAGUACAACAAAAUACUCUGAAUUGAUUAGUCAUUAAUUUAAAGAAUUACUAGUUCCUUUCUUUGAAUCGGUCCUUAAUUAUCUAAAAUCUUAAUAUCCAAUUACAUUAAAAAUAGUAUCAGUAAAAGCUUUAGGAAAGUAAGUACUUGCUUAAUUUUAGUUAUGCCACCAAAAUAAAUAAAUACAACAUUCCCUUUCAAUAUAAGGCUGAAAUAAUGGAUUUAAUAUUGUAAGUAUUACAAGAGGCUAGUCAGGAUCAAAUUAUUUAUGUCUUGGAAUCAACUAUUCAUUUAGUUAGAUUUUCAUCUAUUCUAGCUACUACUUUGGCUAAGAAUGGAUCAAAGAUUUUAUUAUCCUUUUUCAGUAUAUUCCAUACUGAAUCAAUUGUUAUCAAACAGUUUAAUGAAUUAAUUAUGAGGAUUUGUCAAUGCAAAGAUGCUUAUCCACAUAUUUUUGAUGUAAAUAAUAUUAAUAGUAUCAUUAGGUAUUCUGUCCAUUUAUUAUGGAUUGCUUUUAAGUGUUUUAUGAAGACAUGAAUAAGAUUUAGGAUAAAAGUAAAAUGAAGCCAACAGACAUUGGAUUAAUGAGUGCAAUAAUGCAUCUUACAUCAAUUUUCAUCAAGUAUUGCUCUGACAACAAGGCUUAAGAAGCAUUUAUUAAUUUAUUACCUUCUAUGGUUAAUCUAAUUCUGAUUAAUGAAGAUCCACAAUUAUAAGUCCACACUAGUUAGUGUUUAAAAAACUUCAUCAUUAUUGAAACUGGACAAAUACUAAAAAUGUAAUUGCAUAAAUUAAUUUAAGGAAUCUAGUCCAAGAUGUGAUGAAGGUAAAUCUUAAAUUAUUGGAAGUGCCACAGAAUUCUGCUAAUGAAUCAGCUUCAUUAUUUGCUGGAAAUUUAGUGAUGAUCACAAUAAACAACUUAUUAGAUGGAAAUCCAGACAUCCUUUUAUUAAAAUCUGUUGUCUUCAAGAUAUAUAGAUCUAGAAUGCCAUCUACUGUCUAAUCUUUAGUGUUGGUGUAUGCCAGAAUGAUUAUUGAAAAACCAAAAGAGUCAAUCAAUUUCCUGACAUCAUGGAGUAUCGAUAACAGAAUGGCUCUCAAAGUCCUUAUAGAUAAAUGGUUAUUGUAGUAACCUUUGUUUAGAGGAAAAGGUACAAAAAAUGCCACCUUCUCUGCUCUGAUGAAACUAUUCUUAUUAAAAGAUAAGACCUUAGAAAAUCUAUUAGUUAUAGGCUACAACCCAAGUCAUCAAAAUAUUAAUAGUGGUAUAACUAUUGUAUUUAUUAUUAUUUAGAUGUCUAUGCCCCAUUCAAAAUAUUGUCCUUAUUGAUUAGAUGUCUGGAUAAUGAAAUCACUCCUCAUUCUCAAAAUAACAACGAUAUCAAAUAAGAAGAUGAAAGAUUAGAAGUGGAAGAUGAUGAUGAUGAAGUGAUCAAAAGAGAUUAAUUCCAAGAUUAAGUUGAUGUUGAAAUUGAAAAGAUCAAGGAUGAUGAAGAAUAAGACAUAGCAGAAAGAUUUGCUGUAUUUAUUUGUUUAAAUUAAGUCAUUGGAUCCAAAGGAAAAGAAAGACAAGGGAUUAGCAGAUCUUGAAACUGGGUCAACGUUGUAUAUGAGUGAAUUCCUAGAUUUUAAUUAGGAAGUUGGAGAAGAAUGUGAUGAAACUACUGAAGAAGAUUUAACUUAUCUUAAAGAUCCUUGUUUAAAUAUCAAUUUAGUGGUACUUUCUUUAAUUUAAUUAAUUUUAGGAAGCCCUUAAGGAAUUUUUCUAAAACUUGAUUAAGAAUGACCCAGAUUAUUUAAAAUUCUGUCUUAAAAAUUUGCUUAAAGAAGAUAUCAAUCUAUUAUAGAAACAUAUCAAGCUUAAUUUCUGA
Paramecium octaurelia is the source of this 3602-nucleotide messenger RNA. The record is from the annotation of a GenBank genome assembly. Lineage: Eukaryota; Ciliophora; Oligohymenophorea; Peniculida; Parameciidae.